AUGCUAAAGACAUUGGCAUCUGGGCUAUUGAUUUCAUCAUUCCUCAUUUCCAUUUCUGCUGCUGAUAAUGGGUUCCCCCGGGAUUGUGGGGAGGAUGGUUUUUGGAGCACUGAAAACAUUUUAGAGUGCCAAAAAGUGAGUGAUUUCUUGAUUGCAGUGGCCUAUUUUUCAAUCCCAAUAGAGCUACUUUACUUUGUUAGCUGUUCAAACGUUCCAUUCAAAUGGGUACUCUUUCAAUUCAUUGCUUUCAUUGUUCUAUGCGGAAUGACCCAUUUGCUCAAUGGCUGGACUUAUGGCCCACAUCCAUUUCAGCUAAUGCUUGCUGUAACCAUUUUCAAAUUUCUCACUGCUUUGGUCUCUUUUGCCACUGCUAUAACCCUUAUCACUCUCAUCCCAUUGCUGCUCAAAGUGAAGGUGAGAGAAUUUAUGCUGAAGAAGAAGACUUGGGAUCUUGGUCGAGAGGUUGGAAUGAUAAAGAAGCAGAAGGAAGCUGGGUGGCAUGUUCGGAUGCUCACCCAAGAGAUCCGUAAGUCACUUGAUCGGCAUACUAUAUUAGAUACAACUCUUGUUGAGCUAUCAAAGACACUGGAUUUGCAGAAUUGCGCAAUUUGGAUGCCUAAUGAAAAUAAGACAGAGAUGAAUCUGACCCAUGAAUUGGAAAGGACAAAUUUUUCUGAACGUUAUAGUUCCUCCAUCCCAAUUUGGGACCCAGAUGUGAGAGAGAUUAAGGAGAGUGAUGGAGUAGUAAAGAUAAUUCACCAUGAAUCAGCACUUGCAGCUGCAAGCUGUGGAGGGAAGGGUGACAUAGGUGCUGUUGCUGCAAUUAGGAUGCCAAUGCUGAGGGUUUCUAACUUCAAAGGUGGAACUCCUGAGAUGGUCCCGGCUGCUUAUGCAAUACUUGUUUUGGUCCUUCCUGGUGGACAAGGAAGAUCUUGGAGCAACCAGGAACUUGAAAUUGUGAAGGUGGUUGCUGAUCAGGUGGCUGUGGCUCUCUCACAUGCUGCGGUGCUUGAAGAGUCCCAGCUCAUGAGAGAUAGGUUAGUGGAGCAAAAUCGAGCCCUGCAACUGGCGAAACAGGACGCAAUGAUGGCAAGCCAGGCAAGGAACUCAUUUCAGAUGGUAAUGAGCAAUGGCUUGAGAAGACCCAUGCAUUCAAUUUUGGGUUUACUUUCCAUGAUGCAGGAUGAGAACUUGAAUAGCCAGCAAAAAACUCUUGUUGAUGCAUUGGUUAAAACCAGCAAUGUCCUCUCAACCUUGAUAAAUGAUGUGACGGAUACUUCAAUGAAGAACAAUGGAAGGUUCCCACUAGAGAUGAGGUCUUUCCACCUGCAUUCCAUGAUAAAAGAAGCCGCUUGCCUCGCCAAAUGCUUGUGUGUUUGUAGGGGUAAUGGUUUUGACAUUGAGGUUGAGAAGUCAUUGCCUGAUCAUGUUAUGGGCGAUGAACGAAGAGUGUUUCAGGUGAUUUUGCACAUGAUUGGUAGUCUUGUGAAUGGCAACCAUAGAGGGUGUGUAACAUUUAGGGUUUGCUCAGACAGAGGCAGUCAUGGAAGGAAUGAUCAAAGAUGGACAACCUGGAGAUCAAACUCAUCUGAUGGGUAUGUCUAUCUUAAAUUUGAGAUAGGGCUUAACUAUAGUGGUUCCCAGUUGACGGAUGUCAUUUCGGCAUUCCCGGUUGGUGGUCAGAGAUACUGCAGCGAGAGACUUGAGGAAGGCUUGAGCUUCAGCGUGUGCAAAAAGCUAGUGCAGGUGAGUGGGGGGGGUGACUGCAUGAGCAAUUAUAUAUUUUCGGCCUGCCNUGAGGAAGGCUUGAGCUUCAGCGUGUGCAAAAAGCUAGUGCAGUUAAUGCAAGGGAAAAUCUGGGUUGUCCCAAAUUCAGAGGGAUUUGAUCAAAGCAUGGGACUUGUUCUUCGGUUUCAACUCCGCCCAUCCAUUGUUGUAGGCAUCACCCAAUCGGGAGAAUCUUCAGAGCUCCCUCAUUCAAACUCUCUCUUCAGGGGCCUUAAAGUUCUAUUGGCUGAUGACGAUGAUUUGAACAGGGCAGUGACACGGAAGCUGCUUGAGAAACUAGGAUGUAUUGUGUCCACUGUUUCAUGUGGAUAUGAAUGCCUUAGUGCACUUGGCCCAGCUGUGUCUUCUUUCCAAAUUGUUCUUUUGGAUCUUCACAUGCCUGACUUGGAUGGAUUUGGAGUUACCAUAAGAAUUCGGAAGUUUCGAAGCCGCAGCUGGCCAUUGAUAAUCGGCUUGACAGCAAGUGCUGAUGAUGUUUGGGAAAGAUGUAUGCAAAUUGGGAUGAAUGGAGUUAUUCAAAAACCAAUUAUUUUACGAGAUAUUGCAUAUGAGCUUCAAAGAGUCUUACUUCAGGCAAACAAGGUUGUGUGAUGAUCAAGACUGUAUAUAAAGGAAGUGCACCACCCAGCAGGGACCUUGGUUAGAAUAAACAGACACCAUUUCUUUGGCCAAUGCCUUCUUGCACCAAGAUUCCAGCAAAUAGAUGUUUCACACACAUUCAUAGUCAAAAUGGUAUAGAAAAUUUAUUUCCCUCUUUUUGUACCGUGUUUAAGCUAUACUAUAUGACUGCAUAGCUAAGCUAGAAAUUGAUUACAGACGUUCAAAAUUAUAAUUAAAACAUCUUUUUUCCUACAAGAAAACAUUAAGCACUUAGGCAGUUAGUACACUGUAAAGUUACUACGCAAAUUUAAAGUUG
Molecule: messenger RNA, 2704 nt
Organism: Ilex paraguariensis (yerba mate)
Lineage: Eukaryota; Viridiplantae; Streptophyta; Magnoliopsida; Aquifoliales; Aquifoliaceae
Source: the annotation of a GenBank genome assembly